Messenger RNA from Cheilinus undulatus (humphead wrasse), 2931 nucleotides. It is a transcript of the gene bmp8a, whose product is annotated as bone morphogenetic protein 8a. The transcript has 7 exons. The record is from RefSeq and is a predicted model, not a curated record. The coding region runs from base 773 to 2158 and encodes 461 amino acids. Gene Ontology annotation, biological process: SMAD protein signal transduction. Gene Ontology annotation, molecular function: cytokine activity; growth factor activity. Gene Ontology annotation, cellular component: extracellular region. NCBI's taxonomy places the organism in Eukaryota, Metazoa, Chordata, Actinopteri, Labriformes, Labridae.
CCCUCUCACCUCUCUGGAGGAUUACAAUCAGGAAACAAUUUCCUGGAGUUAUCGGUUUUAUGAAUUGGAUUAAGAAAGACAUCUGGAACUCUGGAGACAUGUGGGAGAGAAAUAAGCACUCAAAGAUGAUGGGAUAAAGGCUUCCAGCAGUGGUUUCUUCACAGCAGAAGAUCCUCUGGAGGUCUCUGAUGGACUCGCAGCAGGUGUGAGCUUCAUUUUCCUGUGAGGUCGAGGAGCACUGGGGGUAAAAACCUAAUGACACGGCUCUCAAAUUCCUCUCCAAUCUCUGCAGCACCUGCUCAUCACUGAAAUUGCUUUCCAUCCUCUAAGUUUACAACUUCAAAGCUGAGAGCAAUCAUCUAUAGAGACAUUGUUUGUCUAUAUUCAAAACACAUUGCAGGCUUGUAAUUAUGCCCUCACUCUUAUUAUCUCUGUUUCUCCUGCUGCACGACUGAGAGGGAGCAGGAGAGUGUUAGGAGGAGUUUUUUCUUCUUUUUCAGAUUAGAGAAGGUAGACGAGGGAGAGAGGAAGGCAAAGGGGGAGGGAGAGAUAAACAGAGGCAGCUUUAGGCGAUAAACACGUCCUGUCCAGAGGCGUCUCUCUUCUAAACGUCAGAGCUGGUUGGGACUCUUAAACAAAAGGGUGAACAGUCAGAGGGACGAGGAGAAACACUGUUUUAGUCUGGAAACACUGGAGGAACAUAAGGGGAAACGUGUGCAGCUGACUGUUCUUGAGUUUUCAUUUGAACAGAAGAAGAAACAGGAGCACCAUCAUGGCCUCAGACGUCUCCUACAGCUUCUCUUGUCUCUGCAGAAAGAUGAAACAGCAGCACAUUCAGACCCUCUCCAACUCCAGGCCCCAUCGGCCUCUCCUCCACCCGAAGACCCUCCUCCUCCUGCCCCUGCUGCUCCUGCUCGUCCUCUCCUUGUGGAGCCAGCAGGCCGAGGCUGUGGUCCACUCCAGCUUCAGGAGGCUCAGCGGACGUGAGAAGAAGGAGAUGCAGAAAGAGAUCCUCUCCAUCCUGGGUCUACCGGGGAGACCCAGACCCCAUCCGCCGCUACGCCCGCCUUCCUCUGCACCGCUCUUCAUGCUGGACCUGUACCACGCCAUGUCGGCCGACGGGGAGGAUGAUGGGAAUGAGAUCAUUGUGAACGGACCGGGCAUGGGGAGGUUUGGAGGGGCUGAGAGGUUGAGUCAGGUCAGCUAUGCGGCCCUGCCCACCCUCAGCACACACACACCUCCACUGGGGACAGUGGUCAGUGAGGCCGACACGGUGAUGAGCUUUGUCAACCUGGUGGAGCAGGAGCGAGACCUCCUGCAGCCUCGUCCAUACUGGAAAGAGUUUCGUUUCGACUUGACUCCCCUUCCUCAGGGUGAGACGGUGACAGCAGCAGAGUUUCGAAUCUACAAAACUCUGACAGUGGGCCAGAGAGCCAACAGGACGCUGCACAUCUCGGUCUACGAGAUCCAACGAGAGAACAGACACAGAGAGCCUGAGCUGGUGCUGCUGGACAUACAGUCUGUUCCAGCAGGCCAGGAGGGUUGGCUGGCUUUUGAUGUAACGUCAGCCUCCAAUCACUGGCUCCUCCACCCACGCAGCAACAUGGGCAUCCGUCUCUAUGUGGAGACAGAGGAGGACCGCUCCCUGUCUGCAGGCUGGAUCGGGUUGGUGGGACGCCGGGGUCCUCGCUCAAAACAGCCCUUCAUGGUGACCUUCUUCAGGGAGAGCCAGAUCCCGUGUCGACCGCCUCGAGCCGUCAAACCACAUCCACGCAGGAAGAAACCAAAAUAUGAUCUCCCUGUACCGAGCAUCCACAAUCGGAGUCCUGCCAACAAUGGAGGUCAGCCGUGUAAAAAACAUGAACUCUACGUCAGCUUCAGUGACCUGGGAUGGAAGGACUGGGUUUUGGCCCCAACUGGAUACUCAGCGUAUUACUGUGAUGGAGAGUGUUUUUAUCCUCUGGGAUCCUGCAUGAACGCAACAAACCACGCACUCAUACAGCAAGUGGUCCACCUACUAAAGCCUGACGAGGUUCCCAAAGCGUGUUGUGCACCCACCAAGCUCAGCCCCAUCUCCGUCCUUUUCUAUGACGACAACAACAACGUGAUCCUCAAGAAGCACAGAAACAUGGUGGUGAAGACUUGUGGGUGUCUAUGAGUGGAAAAGAUCUUUCGCUUUAGACCAGACACAAAGAAGAGUCCAAUCUAAGCUGGCAUGACCCUUCUACAGUUAAAGUGUUCUGCAAAAAGGCUGGAAUACAGUUCAGCCUAAUCUUAACUGGUCCAUGUGGAUGUGAUCUGUGGCUGCAUUCACACUGCAGGCAAAGGUGACCCAAAUCAUUUUUUUACUUACGUUUUUUCAUGGUAGUGAGAACAGCAUAAGUCACUGAAAUCCAGGCUUUUCACUUUAUCACACUGAUCCAUUAAAGUGAAUAGAGUUUGGUACAGGCCAUACUUUAAAAAGUAAUGUCAACAAACAUAAUUUGAACUGAGCAUUAAGGCUUGCAGUGUGAAUGCAGUAAAUCUGUCAGACUUAAUCUAUAUUAAAUCAGCACUUCUGUUCAGAAACGUUUUAUCAUUUUUAAAAACAGCAUUUGUGCUGGUUUAUGUGGAAAGAUUCUGCAUAAGUGUGACAUAUUGUUCACUCUAAAAGGACCUAGAGCUAAUCUGAGAGCUUCAUUAAAGUUUAUUGAUAUGGUUUGCCUUUCCACAGGUACACUGUGUAAUUUUUCAAGACAACAGCGGUUUUUAAAGAGUGAGGUCAGCUGUGUGAGAAACAUGAACUUUCCAUCAGCUUCUGUGACCUGAAUAAUGAAUCUGAUAAAUUAAUUCCCCUUUAAUGGUCAACAGAUCUAAAUGGCAAAUGAUAUUGAAUGGCAAAACAUGCCAUUAGUGAUGCCUGUUUUGUUUGAUGCCUUCACUUUUCUUGCA